This is a messenger RNA of Diatraea saccharalis (sugarcane borer), 3302 nucleotides long. The record is from the annotation of a GenBank genome assembly. Lineage: Eukaryota; Metazoa; Arthropoda; Insecta; Lepidoptera; Crambidae.
AGUGAGCGAUCGCCGACGACUCGCGAAGCCCGCGCCCGCGCAUACGUCACAACCCUCACUAAUUUUUAUACCAUGAGUAUUGUGUAAUUGCAAAUCUUUUGUUGAAUCAAAGUAGCUACAAUAUGAGCAACGCAAAAGUAAUAUAGGCUAUCGAAAUAUAUUGCUGAACAAAUGUAAAAAUGUUGAAAUGCGGUAGGUACGAAGUUCGCCGUUUAAAGUUGUCUGUCUUACCUAAAAUUAUUUCUAUUGAAAUGUCAUGUAUUUAUAUAUUUUAGUUAAAUAAAAGUGGUGUUUUCUAAAAGGAAAACUUGUGUUACUAUAUACAGUGUUGUGGAGUGAGUUAUUAAACUAUGGCGGCGGGCGACGUGACGCGGCGUGCCUCUAUUACCGCGCCCUCCAUGCACAGGCGACCCUCGGCGCGGCGGGGUUCCCUCAUUAAGAAUCCACAGUCUCAGUCUCAGGAGGUGCCAUGGGACAUAAUUGAUCGGUGCGCGCUGCCAAUAGUGUUGUGUCACGCACUAGCCGUGGUACUGUCCACGCUGCUCAAUGCGCUGCACCUCAGCCACGUUUCCGUCUUCACACUAUUCCUCUGGUUCUCCAUUUCCGUUGUUGGUUCUCUUUGGUUUUAUCACAAUCUCCAGGUGACAGCGGCGGGGAAAGCAGUGUUGGUGACAGGAUGCGACAAUGUACUUGGCAAUGCCCUCGCACGGCGACUAGACGACAUGGGUUAUCACGUGUUUGCUGGAUUCCAAACCAAAGCUGGCAACAUUGACGCUGACAUGCUAAAAGAAGAUUGCUCCGGAAGACUUCACACCUUACAACUCGAUGUCACUUCUGAAACACAAAUUUUGUCGGCGUCUCUAUACAUCGUCGACCAUCUCCCAGAGGGCGCGCAAGGGCUCUGGGCCAUUGUCAACUGCGAGUCGUGGUGUGCACUCGGCGAACUAGAAUGGGUUCCUUUUUCAGUCUUCAAACGAGCCAUGGAUGUCAACCUUUUAGGCCCAGCCCGCCUAGUGCAGGUGAUGUUACCGCUAGUGAGACGCGCUCGAGGGCGUAUCGUGCUGACGUCAUCAAUUCUGACGCAUGUGGCAGCGCCAGUACGCGGCGUACACGCAGCCUCGCUCGCCGCCCUCGACGCGAUGGCAGCAUGUUUGCGUCGUGAGCUAAAACCCAGGGGGGUCGAUGUCGUGAUAGUAGCAGCUGGUGAAUACACAACAGGCAGUGCUUGGCUUUCUGAGGAGAAACUCCUGGAACAAGCUCGUGACAUGUGGAAGAGAUUAAGUGAUGAACAAAAAGGCGCCUAUGGUGAAGACUACUUUGAACAAGCACUCCGCAGUCUCGAGAAAUACACAAAAAGCGCUGAUGCAGACUUAACAGCGGUAACUCGAUCUUUGAGUGACGGCGUGACGCGCACUUUCCCGCUGUCACGCUACACACCUGUGUCUCCCAGAGAAAAGCUCAAGUCGCUUCUAGCCGAGCACUUGCCCCGCUCGCUCUACGAGGGCCUUUAUACCGAUUAAAUAAAGACAGUCGUAUCUUGUACCUACCGUCUUAUACUCUAUAACUUUAGUAAUAAUCAUAAAGGUACUGAUAUGUUUCUUUAUAAAAUUUAACCUCUACACUACAUAUGAACAGGUUUCUUUAGACUUUUUAAAUAUUUCACCUUCCACUCUCAACUAUGUCAUUCCUUACUAUCAUAUUGUAGACGGUAGGAACAACCCCUAUAACCUUAUGAAGAAAUUCGAAUCAUUAUUAUUAAGCUUGUUCUUUUACUCUCACAGCUUGAAUUCGUCUCUAUCAACAAGGUCGGGCAACAUUCAAAAAUUUAACUUCGCUAUAUUUAUAACAUAUCAUCUGAGAUCUACAGCAAAUUUAAAAGACGAAUUCAACACUGUGGAGCGUUGUAGAGUGAAUUCAAUUGCGUCAUCAAUGCCGAAAUACAUCGCAAGGUAAUAUUGAAUGUCGACAAGUCGUAUCUGUUUAAGUUUCAUCACUAAUUUUAGAUUGGAAAUGUAAAAUGUUAUAUGUUGAAUUCGUAUGACAAUCAAAUUGUAUUGUUAAGAAUGCAAUAAAUAAUAUAAUUUGUUCCCGAAUAAGACAAUGUCAUUUAAUGUUUAGUUUUAGUAAAUUAUUUAACUAUAUAAAACGUGUGGUAGAAUUUCCGUCAAGUCUGAUAUUGUAUUUAUUAUCAAAACUAUGCUGAAAGUGUGACUUAAUCGAUAUACCAUACUAAAGUGUCCAUUUGGCAAAUGAGCCUCGGGCGGCCCGCAUAAGUUACAUAAGCUUUUCAGUCUGUGCAAGUUUGAAAUGAUCAUUUAAGCACACCAGCUUUCCACUUGAACACGUUCCCGGUGCUUUGUUAGUGAAAAUUUUAUGCUACAAACGCAAUAUCAACGGUUAAAUAUAUUUUUUACCAAGGACAGACCGUCUUCAAAGAUGUAAGGAGAUUAGAUCAAUAAAACCGCUAUACCAGAAACAUAAAAUAUAAACAGUGCCCGCAAAUAGGAAGCUUUUGUGUUUCCAAUUAAUAUUCAUAGCAUUCGAAUUAAAAAUUCGUGAUAGUAAUUCAUAAUUUAAACUGUCUGUUUUCUUUUAAUCAACCGCUAAUGUCUUGCUAUUAUACUGUCACUACUCCUGAAAGAUUAGUAUAUUGUUGUAACUUCCAGACUGAAUAUAAAUAACGUACUAUAUAUAUAUACAGCUGACGUGUUCGUUUGUGUAGCUAUAAUACUGAUUUUAUUGGCACUCGACCAAAUUCACCAACACAAAAUGCCACUGAUCCAUUUUCGCAUUUAAAUACAUGUUUAUAAAAAAAUAUAUUAUUUACGUAUUUAUUAUUUGAUAACAUGAUGUAAUUGAACACAGUUAUUCCUUCUUUCUUGCAUGUAUUAAAGUAAUACUUUUGUAAUAUCUUCGUAACUAUGUAAGUUGCAUUGAAUUUUUUAAUUAGUUAGUAUUUAUAUUAUUAUAUAAUGGGGCACCAUUUUUUGACCAUUUCUAAUACUCCAGUCUAACAUGGUUACCUGGAAGAAAUAUUUAUUAGCUAUAAGAUCGCCCGUUUUACUAUUAUUUAUUGAAUAAUAAUUCUCGUGCUAAUGAUUGUGUAUAACGAAGAACAUAGUAAAUCAUUAAUUUAUGAUGAAAUUGUAUCAAAAUGGAAGCACCACUGUCUAUACCUGUGUAGGUUAUACUUGCUUAAUAUUAUGUAACAGUAUGUUACGACUUACUUGUACGAAUUAUGUAUGAAUACAUAAAUUGUUGAACAUGUCAGUGUGUUUAAUAUAUAAUAAAUAUAAUUAGCU